Molecule: messenger RNA, 2436 nt
Organism: Colletotrichum orchidophilum
Lineage: Eukaryota; Fungi; Ascomycota; Sordariomycetes; Glomerellales; Glomerellaceae
Exons: 5
Coding region: 1-2436 (811 amino acids)
Molecular function (GO): RNA binding
Source: RefSeq, a predicted model, not a curated record
AUGGUCUACUCUAAGGUAUCUGGCAUGAACCAGAAGAUGGAUCACCAGCAGAUGCGGCAGCAAUUGCGCAACCAUGUCCGUCAGCAUGGAAUGAAGCCUAGCGACCUGCCGGAGUUUGUCAUUGAGAAUGGAGACUACGACAGUGAGCCUGGCGGCGCUCGCCUCGAUGUUGACCCUUUCGGUCAUAACCUGAACAAUCACCAGGCUCAGAAUUAUAUCUUGGCCAGCUCCAACCUGAACCCCUCGUCCUCGCCUUGGAUGCCCAAUACUUCUCCAGCUCAACAGACCAUCAGCAAGAUUGAUCAGCCCGAGAUUGCUGAGCUUGACGGUACUCCUAAGUAUCCCAGCACCAACGGCAAAUUUCAGAGCCGUCCAUCGAUUCCCACUCAGACCUUCGGAUCUGGCUCGAACGGUGCUGCCUCCUACUUUGGCGGACCAGUUGGAAACGGUUACCGCGUUGCUCUUCCCAAGAUGACCAGCUCCCACUUCGACUCUAACGCCCCCGGCCAGGCAAACUAUGGCCAGCUCACCGGCAGCGCCUCCAUGGGAAAUUUGGGUAUUCAGACCCCUGUCCGCCAGAACGACGGUGGCUUUCUCUACAGCCAGGGCGGCAUAGAAGCCACUGAUCACACUGCUGAUGUUGUCAGUCCCGGCAGCGACACCCCCAAGGCUGUUGGCAACAGUGGUCUCAUGACGGAGCCGCGCAACUUCGCUCCGCGAACCAUGAGCCACCUUGGAGCGCCUCCCAAGUUCAACUUGAACAAGGGAAGUAAUGGUGUCAACACUCCUGCUUCGGACACGCAAGAUCCCUUCGUGUCUUCCGCUUCGCAGAGUAGCGCUGCUCAGCCGCCGGUGUUUGGAUCGCAGAUCGACACCACCCACUUGCUCGCAACUGGCCAGCUUCCUUUCCCUGCCGCUACAGGCGAUACUUUGCACUUUGACAGUCUUCCUCGCGAUGACUCUGAGGCAUCCGCCCCGAACAGCACUACCACUCAGGUCCACCAGCUCAACUCCGAAAAUGGAGGACGUGCUAUCGACGUCCAGAACAUGCCUGCCCAGCAGUUGGGAUCUUACCAGGCCCAGCUCCAGACUCUGCCUCUUGCUGGAAACAAUGUGGCAAUCGUUCCUUACCACGUCCCUUACCAGGUCCCUUACCAGUCAUCUUACCACGGCGGCUACCAGCUCCAGAAUGAUGCUGCGAACUACGAUGCCACGGUCCCCGACUACAUCCGCGCUCAGAGAUCGAUGCAGCUGAACCGCCUCACCGCUGGUCCUACCGGCCGACCUAGCGCUAACGAGGCCAUGCAUCAAAUGAACUUCCCGUUCGUUGAGCCUAUCAACCGCGCAACCAACUUCCUGGUCCGUGGAGUCAUCAAGAUUGGAAACAUUCCUUUCGUUACCAACCGCUCCGAGAUCAUUGCAAUCCUGGGUCGUAACUCUCGUAUGCUCAAUGACAGUGAUGAGCCGGUCCACAUCAUUAUGGAACGUGUCACUGGCAAAACCACUGACGCAUACGUCGAGUUCCACACCCUUGAGGAUGCUUCGAAGGCCGUUGAGAAGCAUCAUCAGAACCUCAACCGUGGCCGAGUCACUCGAAUCGGCCAGCGUCCUGUUGAGAUCGAGCUCUCCAGCCAGGCUGCCCUCAUGAAGGAUCUGUUCCCCUCCGCCAAGGGUGUGUUCUGGGCUGGUCUUAACCCUCACAUCCUUCCCAACAAUGACGAGGAGCCUUGGGACAACUUCAAGGGUUUCGUGUCCAAUGAGGAGAUGACGAUGCUCGUGAAGCACGUCGAGGUCCCCCACCGUUCUCCCUUUUCGAAGGAGUGCCCUCAACGUCCUUUCGAGUGCCUCAUCAGCACCCUUACCAAGUUCCCUUGGCAGAUGAAGUCGAACGUCACUGUUCAGCAGCGUCACGCCAUCCAUAAGGCUACCUGCGAUCUUCUGCGCAUUCUCGUGGGUGGUAUUCGCGAUAAGCGUGAUGAGGUCAACCUUACUCAUCGUCUGUGUAAGCGAGUCGUGUCCGCGGCGAUGCGCUGCGAGGGCUUCUCGGUGACCCAGAAGGACGGCAUUGCGUACAUUGUCGACAUGAGUGAGAUGGAGCAGCGUUCCUAUGGCCAGCCGCGGUUCGCGGAGAGUUGGCGUCACCUCUACGUGCUGGUCCCCAAGACCGGUAUUCCCUUGGAUGUCAUCGAGUGGUACAUUGCCGUCAUCCGCGAGGAGACCACUCGUUUCCUGGAGAUGCAGUCGUUCCAGGAGAAGUGCCAGACGUGCACCAUCGGCGACACCACCGACGGUUACCUUGGCUUCUUUUGGCGCGAGCUGAACCACCGUGUGGGACCUGAGUUCGACCGCAUGACUCUUGCGCAGCUUGCAAUGCACGAGUACCAGACGAUCGAGACGAUUAUCCGUCGCGCACUGGCUCCUGCCAUCGGCCACUAA